CGGUUGAGUUUGUGUUUGUGCGGUGGCUUGUUUCACAAUCAGUGAAACUUCAACUCGUUCCCCAUGACAGAUAUGUAGGAACCGGUGACUAUUUAUUAAAGAUGCCGGCGGUGGCAAAGAGGUCUGCGCCUCUCAGAGGCAAACUAGUCUUCCUCGAUACAAAGGCUCCAGUAUUGAAACUACGGGAGCAGCUGGAGGUGUUAGGUGCUCGAGUGGAAACCUUCUUCAGCAAGGACAUCUGGUGCGUCAUCACCGACAAGCAGGUCGAUGAAGCGAACAAGAGACUCUUGUCUCUAGCGGCUACUUCGACGAAACAACGGACACCAUUCCUGAACCGGACGCAAGUUCUGUUGCAAGCCGCUCAGCAAAAGGAAGCGAGGAAGAAGGCCGAUGAGUCGCAAACGGUCGUGCAAGAAUGCAAACAAUGGGACAUCCCUAUGCUGUCGAUCAGAACGGCUUCGACGAGCGUAUCGAAGUUGAUGAAGAAAUAUCAGCCCGCGAACGAGCCCAGUUCCCUCAAAAGGUCAUCGACGAGCAAUACCCUGCGGAAAGUUGUAAGCGAGUCCCACCUUGGCAAAUCAACGCGACUCGAAGGUCAUGAAAUACUCAAAAUCGAAGACCGGCGCCAACAAUAUAAACCGCUCUACAAAAUAUUCAAGGAAGAUACUUAUCCCAGAGUCAGAGUUAUGCAAACCCCAUCGGGUCGAGGCGUACUCAUCAGUCCGUUUGCUGAAGAAAAAGAUCAGAUAGCUCAGAGAGAGAGCUUAAGCGAGUCCAGGAGAAAUCGAGUUGACACCGCUAAGGCGACAACAACAGUCGAUUCAAGACAAAAGUCGCGCAAAAGGAAUGCGGAGUCGAAACAAGCGGAAUCGAAGUCGAAGUAUUGUGAAAUCUGUCAUGAAUAUUUCUCGAACCUCAGAAGUCAUCUGAGCUCUCCGGGUCAUGUUCGCGCCUCGUCGGAUUCUUCUAGGGACCUACAGAAAUUCAUCGGGGAAUUCCAGAACGAUUUUCUCGAGAACUCUGACAGUUUGACGGGCGGAUCACCAAAGAAUACAAGAACCGUGCUUAGGCUGGAAGUCAGUCCCAGUGUCGAAGUGUGAGACAUCUUCAUGGAGCUUUUUGCCAAAGCAGACUUGAGAAUCGCAAUUCAUAUUUGUUGCUAGGAAUAACGCACGCAUAAUGCUGGACUUUCCGCGUCGCAAGUCAUGCCCGCGGUCGCUUCAGUAUCAAGCUCUUCUGGGCCAGCCGCGGUUGCGUAAACACCUGAGGGGUCCGGAAUCAUCUUAUCACAAAAAGCCGUCGUUAGGUUCACGAGGUGGAAACUGUUACUGAGUGACCGAGGACUCCUGGGCUACCCAGAGAUCGAAGGUUGCGCUUCGUCAAUUUCAGGUCGCUCAAGUUUCGUCUGUGGAAUCGCGAGACAUCAGAUUCAUCAUGUUGUAAAUAUUCAGAGUAACUCAAUAAAAAGAGUUAAUGAU
Messenger RNA from Galendromus occidentalis (western predatory mite), 1478 nucleotides. RefSeq names its product protein DBF4 homolog A. The transcript is spliced from 7 exons. The record is from RefSeq and is a predicted model, not a curated record. Gene Ontology annotation, molecular function: nucleic acid binding; protein serine/threonine kinase activator activity; zinc ion binding. NCBI's taxonomy places the organism in Eukaryota, Metazoa, Arthropoda, Arachnida, Mesostigmata, Phytoseiidae. Gene Ontology annotation, cellular component: Dbf4-dependent protein kinase complex. Gene Ontology annotation, biological process: regulation of cell cycle phase transition; positive regulation of nuclear cell cycle DNA replication. Bases 102 to 1100 code for a protein of 332 amino acids.